AUGCGCAUCCCGCUUACGAUCCUCCUUCUUCCUUUUUUCCUCCCUGUCAUGGGUCUUCCCGCAUCCAGUGACAAGGCCAAUAAGGGCAAGGCACCUGCUGAAGAGGACACACACGCCCAGUCCGUUAAUUACUAUGAAAUCGAGGCUUACAAGUCGUUUUCUGGUAGUGAAUGCACCGACUCAGUUGUAGGAGGGGGGCUUAAAGUUCCGAAGUCCGAUAGUCUGAAACGUCAUGAAUUGAUGGCGAUACAAGCACAUUGUCUUCGUUUCAUUAUCCCUUUUCCUCCUGACUGUUGUCUUUAUGUCAACGAGGUAUCUGGGAGUUCUAGGCGGUUCCGAAAGGAAUAUCCCGCAGGAUACAAGCUCCAAUUCCCUAAAUCUUUUGAUCAUAUGAGUGUAGAGUGCGGAUUUGACACGUAUAGAAGCAGAAGCGUAGGAUUCAUAGGAACAGGGUCGAUAGUAGACGAUGUGUUGUCCAAUGUUGUUCAGGAGCAAUUGAGGGAUGUUCUCGGUAUCAUAGUCCCGCGUUAA
Lentinula edodes (shiitake mushroom) is the source of this 531-nucleotide messenger RNA. RefSeq lists its product as uncharacterized. The coding region runs from base 1 to 531 and encodes 176 amino acids. The record is from RefSeq and is a predicted model, not a curated record. The transcript is spliced from 2 exons. NCBI's taxonomy places the organism in Eukaryota, Fungi, Basidiomycota, Agaricomycetes, Agaricales, Omphalotaceae.